AUGAUAACCUAUAAUACUCAAGAAACAUUACCAUCACAAUUAACAUUUGCAUUCAUUAUUAAUGAUGUUAUUGCUGUCCAUAAGACUUUUGAUUUCAAAAUACUAACAUCUCCAGAUAUUGAAUCCAUUACAGAUGCGAAUCCAAAUAUUGAACAUAAAACAAAUACAAGGUUAACAUUGAAUGUUAGAAGAAGAAAAGCAGAUGCAAUGGAAGAUUCAAUAUUUAAGUUUGAAUUUGUUGAUCAAAAUGUUAAUCAAAUGUCAAAUCCAACAAUUAUUAACAAUUAUAAACCAAAGAAAGUUCCGAAUACAGACAAUGAUUAUACAAUUCGGUUGAUAAUUCCGAAUAAUGUUGAGAUCGGUCAAAAGAAUUUAUUGAUUGUAAUUGUAGAUCCAUCUGGUCAAGAAUCAUCACUUUUCACAAUCCCGAUCACAGUCACACAGGGAAGAAUUGUCACAGAAAGCUCAAUAUCAUGUCGUAAGACACAAGAUAUGAUUCCUGAUGGACAAGAACAUUUAUUUAAAUGCAAUAUCGAUAACAUUGAAACAUAUCCUGUCAUCUAUAAAGCAAAAAUUGGUCGAUAUGAAAGUUCUUUUGAUAGCGAAUUCAAACAUGCUUUACGUAUGGAAGAAGUUGGCUAUGAUAAUGAAUUCAAUGUUUAUGUUUCAAUUCCAGAACAAACCGAAGAAAAAACAGAAAUAUCUUUUGCAAUGAUCAAUUCAAAUAAUGAAGAUAUUAUUAAAUACUGUGAUAUUACAGAUAUUAAAAUUGUUCCCAAGCCAUCUAUUGUUUUAGAUAGUAACACUGGAUUUUCCGAACUUUAUGCUCGAUUACCGAUUGAGUUCAAAUUAAAUUAUAUAUGCAAUUUCGAAACUUUAAGAGUUCAAUAUCGCGAUUCAUUUAACAAUGGUGAUUAUCAGAAUGUAAUUUCAAUAUCCUCAUUAGAUGAGAACAAUAUUUUUGUUGUGAAAAUUGUUGCUCUUGAAAUUAGAGAAGUUGAAUUCAAAUUUAUUGACGAGUUUGACAGAUAUAUUACCAUAAAAUAUCAUUAUAUGGUAGACAAUUACAAAUAUUAUGAAUGUAAUUUGAUACAUAGCUCGCCAAUUCAAGGUGAAAAAUAUAACUUCAAAUGUGAAUUAUAUGGACAUAACCCUUCUGCAAUUGCAGAACGCAAAUUUUAUUUUGAAGAUUAUUCAGAUGGAAAUAAAUAUAAACUAGUGAACACUUCAUCUGAAUGGUCUGUCAAGUUUUCAAUAGAACUUCCUAUUAUUUCUGAAAUCACCAAUGUUACAAUUCACAUUGUAGGUGUUGAAAAUCCAAGCAUAGCUCAAGAUCUUAUUGUUUACAAAGGAUUGAAACCACCAUUAAAGAUUGAUUUUGAUGUUAUUGAAACAACUCCAUAUCAUUUCAAAAUAGGUAUUACAGCAUCAGAAGAAACUCUUUAUGUAGGUUAUAUAUAUCAUUUAAUUCGCCAGACUUCUCAAGCAGGAGAGGAUAAAUUUUUAUCUUCAUAUUUUCAAGGAGAUCUAUUAUAUACUGAAGUUUAUCAUUAUGAAAGGUUCACAUUUGGAGAAUAUAAUAUAACAAUUUACAUCAAUUUACCAUAUUCAAGAGUUGCAAAAAAGACUAAACUCUUCAAAUAUGAUAAGAAUAUUAUUGAUCUUGAAGUUGGAAGGAAAGAAUUGAAAAAUACAAUAUGCCGAGUAUCUGCAGGAUAUCAAGUUAUACUUUCUCCAAUUUCAGAUCAAACUGGAGUUAAUGUUUAUGCAGAAAUUGGUAAUAAGAAUUAUACAUUACUCCAAAAUAAUUCGAUUGCUGUUGAUUUCACUCAAGCUGGAACAUUGUAUUGUUACGGAGAUUAUCCAAUAUCAGUAAUAGUACUUUCGAUAUCUAAUAUACAAGCAGAUGAUAUCAUUUACAUGAUUGGUAAUCAAAAACUCACAAUUGGUACUUCAAACAAUUCCAAUUACAAACUCGAAUUUCCAAAAUCAGUUGUUCUUGUCAUGGGAUCAUUUGAUGGAAUGAGAUUUUCUUCUCACAAUGAGUACAACACAGCAAUGGUACGAGAAAUUUCAUAUAAUUUAACAGGAAACUCUCAAUCAAGUAUAAGAAAAAUAUUAAAUGUCCAAAAUCUCCUAAUUUAUAAAUACCAAUGGAUAGAUCCGAAUUAUAUUUUUGAUAUUGAAUUUGAAACAAGAUGUUCUCAGGAUUACAAAGCUAUUUUAAUUAAUUCAAAAAUAGGUAAUUACAAAUUUGCUAACGAAAAUUCUAAUCAACCAGAAGAAAAACCUGGUGAGGAGAAUCCUGAUGGGAAAAAUAAACCCAAUGGAAAAGAAAGUUCAAGUGAGAGAGAAAAUCCAGGUGAUAAAAAACCAAUAGAAACUACCCCUAGGGGAGAUGAUAAUUCAAAUAGUAGCGAUCCACCAAAUAAGGGCAAAGCAGGAGCUAUUGCUGGUGGUAUAGUUGGAGCAUUGAUAGCCAUCGUAAUUGUUUGCGUAAUAGCUUUCUUUAUCAUUAAGAAGAAGAAUCUGUAUGAAAAUGAAUCGAGUACAGAACCGAUCCAUGAAACUUUACAAGUCUAA
Messenger RNA from Trichomonas vaginalis G3, 2583 nucleotides. RefSeq names its product glycoprotein 38 family. The transcript has a single exon. Bases 1 to 2583 code for a protein of 860 amino acids. The record is from RefSeq and is a predicted model, not a curated record. Lineage: Eukaryota; Parabasalia; Trichomonadida; Trichomonadidae.